AUGAAAACAAUUAAAUUUAGUCCAUGCUUUGGACUACGUAGAAUCCUGACGAAGAGGUUGAGCAACAAUCUUUUGGUCCCAGUCCCAACUAGUAAUUUCUCUGCUGUGUAUUGGCCAUAUGGUGCAAUUGGCUCUAAUAUCUACACCAUUGUCGAAUACGUACAUGGUGAAUUCUCGACUGAUAGGGUAUUUUACUUGGACUGUCGGUCUCACACCUGGCACGAAGCUCCAAUCAUGUGGAUGAUCAGAAGCAGCCCACUCAUUCGUGUUCUGGAUGGGAAACUGUAUGUACUGCCACAAAGGAACGGUUUUCCCUCGAAUUCGAUUGAGAUUUUCGAUCCAAAAACUCAAUUAUGGGAGUAUGUGAGAAGCCCUAUAGCAGAGAUACUAGGCACGAGGUCUAGUUUAAUCAGCUUCGCAAUAGACGGGGGGUUUUACCUGUAUGGGGAUAAGUGUAUGGUUUACAAGCCCAAGGAAAAUAAAUGGGAUGUCGUAGAGUACGAGACUGGUUUGGUUUGGGCUAGCUUUAGACUUUCUUGUGUGAUAAACAACGUAAUCUACAGUUCUAAACUCUCCAGAGUGCUUAAAUGGUACGACUCCGAGGGGAGAUUGUGGAGAGAUUUGAAGGGUUUGGAUAAACUUCCUAAACUACCAAAGAGUUUUAGUCGUCUCAGGUUGGUAAACUAUGGUGGAAAGAUUGCGGUUUCGUGGGAGAAGAGUGGUGGUGUUUCUUCUAGGGAGAAGAUGAUUUGGUGUGCUGUGAUUGCGGUUGAAAGGCGCAGCGGACAAGAGAUUUAUGGGAAGAUUGAGUGGUGUGAAGUUGUGCUUACCGUCCCCAAGUCAUGUUGUUUAUUGGAGUUUUUUGCUGUUACGGUCUGA
Molecule: messenger RNA, 879 nt
Organism: Brassica oleracea var. oleracea
Lineage: Eukaryota; Viridiplantae; Streptophyta; Magnoliopsida; Brassicales; Brassicaceae
Product: putative F-box/kelch-repeat protein At4g11750
Exons: 2
Coding region: 1-879 (292 amino acids)
Molecular function (GO): protein binding
Source: RefSeq, a predicted model, not a curated record